Messenger RNA from Ixodes scapularis (black-legged tick), 1026 nucleotides. RefSeq names its product beta-1,3-galactosyltransferase brn-like. The transcript has a single exon. Gene Ontology annotation, molecular function: hexosyltransferase activity; UDP-glycosyltransferase activity. Gene Ontology annotation, cellular component: membrane. NCBI's taxonomy places the organism in Eukaryota, Metazoa, Arthropoda, Arachnida, Ixodida, Ixodidae. The record is from RefSeq and is a predicted model, not a curated record. The coding region runs from base 1 to 1026 and encodes 341 amino acids.
AUGGCUCAUUGGAAGACCUGCCGCCCACGACACGUCGUGUUACUAUGGCUCGUCGCAACUUUCCUCCUGUUGUUACUCCUGGACAAAUCGGGCGUCUUCGAACGCCUGCGGGAGACGCCCUACAGGUACUACUCGUACCCUCCAGAAAUCGAUGUCAAACACCUCCUGAGGUCACUAAAAACGGGCAGUAAACCGGCUUAUAGGGUUCAGAAUUACUACGAGCGGUAUGUUUUCAAGAUCCACAACGAACUCAAGUGUCGCGUUCCAAGGAACCGACUGUUCAUACUGAUCGUCGUCAAGUCUGCCAUAGCCCACCAGUCAAGUCGAGACACGAUCCGCCAGACCUGGGGACAAGAGGACCGCUUCGAGGACGUAAGCCUUCGACGCGUGUUUAUAGUUGGCGUGAAAGCCAACGAUGAAACCACACAGAGAGCCUUAGAAGACGAGCAUGCCCUUCACGGCGACCUGGUACAGGCAGACUUUAUCGAUAGCUACUACAACAACACCUUCAAGACGAUGCUGGCCUUUCGUUGGGUCCUAGAACACUGUUUCAACGUUCAGUGGGUAUUUUUCGUGGACGACGACUCCUACGUAUCUGCGAAGAACCUCGUCCAGUUCCUGCGAAGUUCAAUGAACUGGACAGAUCGGCACUUGGUGGGCUAUAUCCACGACGACGCGCCGCCGUACAGGGCCCACUGGAGCAAGUGGUACGUGUCCUUGUCCGAAUACCCCUUCAGCCGGUACCCUCCGUUCGCGGUCGGUUGCUUGUACGUGGUUUCGAUGCCUGCGCUCAUGGAACUCUACCAGGUUGCCCGGUACACGCGGCAGUAUCGUUUCGACGACGUAUUUCUGGGAAUCGUGGCAAGAAAGAGUGGACUACGGCCGCGGCACAGUGACAAGUUUCGUGACAAAAACCCAGCCAAAAGGCCGGAAGAUUUUGUCGGGCUCGUUGCCUCUCAUGGAUUCCGAGACAGUGAUCACCUGACUCGAGUCUGGGAGCAUCAGAAACGCUUGGGACAUGCGUGA